UUGUUUACUACCACGAACGGUGGGACGGUUUGCAAGGCAGUCCGCGGGGUGGGCGUAGUACACAAGAUAUAGCCCGAGCUGAGUGUUCUGCUGUUUUCGAUUCUCUUCAGUACCGCACCGCAAUUGGUUGUGCUAAGUCCUCGCGACCUAACACCCCACCUGACGACUUGAAGACGAAGAACUGGGUUUUAGUGUGAUUUUUUUUUGAAACACACCCUCGUGAUAUACCGAUGCGUACGGUUAUUACACGCCAGGUCGAUCAAGCAACCGACCCGCAACGAUGAGAGGAAUCUCAGGAUGGACCGACAGCAGCCCCAAAAUCGAGGCCGGCUUUCCAGACAAGCAAUCUAACAACGAUUCGACGAAACUCAACCGCAAGGAGUCAUACAAAGCACAACGAAAAAAUUACCGUCGCGAGAAGAAACGGGUGGCGUCGGAACUGCUCAACUCGCUCCAGGAUCCGGCGGUGAUUGUGUUGGCCGAUUGGCUUAAGAUCCGUGGCACACUCAAAUCCUGGACAAAGCUAUGGUGCGUGCUGAAACCGGGUCUACUGUUCAUCUACAAGAGUCCAAAAACAAAGAGCAGCCACUGGGUCGGAACGGUUCUGCUAACAUCGUGCCAAGUCAUCGAACGGCCCAGUAAGAAGGAUGGAUUCUGUUUCAAGCUAUUUCAUCCGUUGGAUCAAACGAUAUGGGCACCCCGAGGGCCGGAUAAAGAAACAAUGGGUGCCGUUGUUCAACCGUUGCCAACGUCCUACCUGAUCUUCAGGGCGCCAAGCCAGGCGGCAGGAAAGUGCUGGUUGGAUGCGUUGGAACUCUCGCUAAGAUGCUCGGCACUGCUGGUCCGAUCGGUACCCCCCAUCGAUACCAGUGGUGCCUGCGAAGGGGCCACCAGUACCCACGAAACCCAGUGGUCGGAGGCGGACUACGAGAAGCACUUUGACGAGCAUGUACCCAGACUGAAAGAGCACCUCAAUUCCCUGAUGAAGUAUUUACCGCCGUCCCCACCCAAUAAGCAAUACCUUCACGUAGAACCGAUCGAAAAGUCCUAUCCCCGUAGUCCCUGCCCCUCGCCGACGCCAAUCUUCCAGCAGCUCUAUCUAGCGGUAGCUCACUGGGAGCGAUACCUGCGCGAUUCACCCGAUCCGCAUGGUACGCGGUCGGCGCAGUCUUGCCUGUACUCUGCCAGCGAUACGGACGAUGUGUUCGAUGAACAGGCUACCACCUGCUGUAUCGACGUAAGACGCACUUCCCUACAAGUCGGAAACCUCCUCGCCGGAGGUUCCGAAGAGGAAAAGCAACGUCGUCGGAGCAGCCCAGCCGAGUUCAGCAAGCAGUGUGGAGUGGUUGACAAUGGUGGGAUCAAAAUAAGGAUUACCAAUGGCCAAUAUUUGGACAUCGACAGUCAGCCAGACCAAGGAACCAUGAUAAUGUCCGCUGGAGAAUCAGAGUCGGAAUCAGAUCUUGGUGAGGGUCUCGAGAUCGAAGAAUUCCCUGAGACACCUUAUGUGCACUCCCCGGAGGAGGAAUUUGGGGCGGCUGGUGAGCAGGUUGAGGAGCUACCGGAGGAGCACAAGAGCCUCAUCUGGUUCCUGGUCAAGCAGGUAAGGCCCGGAAUGGAUCUCAGCAAAGUGGUGCUGCCGACGUUCAUUCUCGAGCCACGUUCUUUUCUGGAUAAGCUGGCCGAUUCGUACUAUCACGCAGAUAUCCUUUCGAAGGCCGUUCUAGAAGAUGAUCCGUUCACACGGAUGAAGACAGUGGUGCAGUGGUAUCUCUCCGGUUUCUAUAAGAAACCCAAGGGACUUAAGAAACCCUACAAUCCUAUUUUGGGGGAAACGUUUCGCUGCUACUGGCAGCACGAGAACGGUAGCCGAACAUUCUACAUAGCGGAGCAAGUGUCGCAUCAUCCACCGAUUUCGGUGUUCUAUGUGACCAAUCGGCAGGAUGGAUUCUGCAUCAGCUGCAGCAUCCUAGCGAAGUCCAAGUUCUACGGCAACAGUACUUCGGCGAUACUGGAGGGCGUGGCCACUUUGACGUUGCUUCCACGUGGCGAAAGCUAUACACUGACUGUGCCGUACGCCCACUGCAAGGGGAUCCUGAUGGGUACACUAUCGAUGGAACUGGGUGGAAAGAUAUCAAUCGAAUGCGAAAAUACGGGUUACAAGACGGAGUUGGAGUUUAAGCUUAAGCCGUUCCUUGGAGGGAACGAGUAUACCAAUCUGUUGACCGGCAAGCUCAAACUGGGCAAGGAAACUCUUGCGACAAUCAACGGUCACUGGGACGGAGAGAUCCGCAUCAAGGACUCGCGUUCGGGUGAAGAGUCGGUGCUGUUCAACCCAACGCCGGAAGUUCGCGCCAGGCGGUUGAAACGGUUCACGGUGCCGAUGGAGUCACAGGGAACCAACGAGUCGGAACGACUGUGGCAGCACGUGGCCGCUGCGAUUCACCGGGACGACCAGGUGGGAGCCACCGAAGAGAAGACGGCUCUGGAGGAAGCGCAGCGCAUCGCAGCCAAGGAGCGAAAGGCCACCUGCACCGAAUGGGUUCCAAUGCUGUUCCAGCAGGAUCUGGUCACGGGGCAGGUUAGUGAUGGCUAGUUAAUGAUCGGUCGA
Molecule: messenger RNA, 2611 nt
Organism: Toxorhynchites rutilus septentrionalis
Lineage: Eukaryota; Metazoa; Arthropoda; Insecta; Diptera; Culicidae
Gene: Orp8
Product: oxysterol-binding protein-related protein 8
Exons: 9
Coding region: 281-2596 (771 amino acids)
Cellular component (GO): cytosol; intracellular membrane-bounded organelle; membrane
Molecular function (GO): cholesterol binding
Source: RefSeq, a predicted model, not a curated record